Molecule: messenger RNA, 575 nt
Organism: Suillus subaureus
Lineage: Eukaryota; Fungi; Basidiomycota; Agaricomycetes; Boletales; Suillaceae
Exons: 6
Coding region: 105-464 (119 amino acids)
Biological process (GO): IMP salvage; GMP salvage; XMP salvage
Cellular component (GO): cytoplasm
Molecular function (GO): hypoxanthine phosphoribosyltransferase activity
Source: RefSeq, a predicted model, not a curated record
CACAGCCACAUGUUUAUCUGCAUUUCGGACUCCUUUGAUCAAACGAUCUGCACCACAUUCAGGCGCUCAGCUGCAGCUACGCCCAGUUCGCGAUUUCUUAUACAAUGGGAGAACCGGAACAUGUCAGGUCGACUUACAAUGACAUACACAACAUUAUCAGAGGAGCCUCGGACAAGAUUGCGUCUGAAUUCAAGCCAGACAUGUUUAUCGCGAUCGAAGGAGGUGGUUUUUUCCCAGCUCGUGUACUGCGCACAUUCCUGAAAGACCCGUCGACAAAAAGGAACAUCCCCAUUCAAGCCAUUGGUCUCUCACUCUACGAAUCUCUCCCUGGUACAACUGCAGAGCAGCUCGGCGGUGAGGUUAUUCGCACCCAGUGGCUAGGACCAGACCCGGGUAAAAGGUUGCUCGGGAGACGAGUAUUGAUUAUUGACGAAGUCGAUGAUUCGCGCAAAACCCUCCAGUAAGAGCUCGACAAAAAUAGAUCUUGUACCUGACACAUACUCGUCCUAUCCGCUGUGCAGAUACGCAUUGAAUGAGCUCCAGAAAGAUGUUGAAACAGAACUUCAGCUACUUCC